AUGAACGGCGGCAGGACUUUUUAUGUUAAAUGCGGGUUAAACAAUGAGCAAAACGAACCGAUUUCUCUAAAACAGAAACUGAAAUCCUCCCUUCGUCUUCUAUGGCUCCGCCGCCGCCGCCGCCACCACCACCACCACCAACUCUCAACGGUAAGUGCUUCGACCAAUAUUCCUCUUUCGCAAUUUUCUCCGAGUCCUAAGGAUAACAACCACGAAAGCCCAAGGCAAAGUUGUUCAUCGACUGCGUGUCUCAAGUCGCCGGAGUUGAAAGACAAGUAUCGAAAUUUGGUUAAUCGCAUUGGAAACAACCACCUCCGCAACCACAGUUUCGGUCAUACUAGACGAAGCUCGGCGGAUUUUCGAUAUGAUCCGUCGAGUUAUGCUUUGAAUUUUGACGAAGGACGGGACGAUAGCCAAUACGAUGAGUUCACUUACAGAAACUUUUCUGCCAGAUUGCCUCCAUCUCCUCCCGCUGCUCAUAAUUCCACGGAAAUUACCGCUUAAUGCAGAAUCAAAGUUGGAAAUAAACUAAGGCGAUGGAUUUGAUUCUUCAUUAUUGUUAUUUCUUUUUCUUAUUUUGCAUGGAAAUUUGA
Molecule: messenger RNA, 593 nt
Organism: Hibiscus syriacus
Lineage: Eukaryota; Viridiplantae; Streptophyta; Magnoliopsida; Malvales; Malvaceae
Exons: 2
Coding region: 1-504 (167 amino acids)
Source: RefSeq, a predicted model, not a curated record